AUGUCUAAGGAAGUCGAUUCUCUUGCCCAUGGGAUUGCCGGUGGGCUUGGAGGGCUCAUCUCCAUGACUCUCACGUACCCAUUGGUCACGUUAUCUACAAAAGCCCAGGCUUCUACUAAAAAAGCCAAAGACCCAACAAUCUCGAAAGAAGCGCUCAAAAACCUGUACAACGGUCUGGAAAGUGCAUUGGUGGGCAUAACUGCAACAAACUUCGUCUACUACUACUUCUACGAGCUCACCGGAUCGAAACUGAGGAGAGAUAGGUCCGUGUCGCUUAAGAAAGGCCUCACUGCCACACAAAGUAUCGUGGCUGGCCUUGUGGCUGGUGUCAUCUCGAGAGUAGCUACAAACCCAAUUUGGAUAGCAAACACAAGACUUACGGUGCUCAAGAGGUCCGCAAGGAAGUCUGCCCCAUCUAACACAAUCCAGGUGAUUUUGACGAUUUUGAAAAAAGAAGGCUGGCGCAGUCUAUUUAGCGGUCUUGUUCCUGCUCUGUUCUUGGUCUUGAACCCAAUCAUCCAGUACACCAUUUUUGAGCAGCUAAAAACUUUGAUUGUCACCAGACGCAAACGGAAACUCAGUCCUUUUGACGCGCUGCUAUUGGGUGCGUUUGGUAAACUGAUUGCAACCAUCGUCACGUAUCCUUAUAUCACCGUCAGAUCCAGAAUGCAUCUCCAAAACAUCAAGGAUUCUCAGUCCCAGCCGGUUACUGCCAACUCGGAGGCUUCAAGCAACCCGGCCGAUAGUGUCCAGUCGCUGCCGGACGACAUCGAGUCGUCGUCGCAGCUCCCUGAUAUUGAAAAGCCAGAAACCCCAAAAAAGCAAGGAAUGGUCUCUUUGAUGUACGACAUUGCGAAAAACGAGGGAAUUGCAACGUUCUACAACGGACUCAGUUUGAAGCUACUCCAGAGCAUUUUAAGCGCAGCGUUCCUUUUCUAUUUUAAAGAGGAGAUUGUCCUAAAGACGGACUAUGUCAUCCAAAAGACCAAGCGUGCGAAGCGUGGACUUUCAACAACAGAGAAUGCUAUCUAG
Molecule: messenger RNA, 1032 nt
Organism: Ogataea philodendri
Lineage: Eukaryota; Fungi; Ascomycota; Pichiomycetes; Pichiales; Pichiaceae
Exons: 1
Coding region: 1-1032 (343 amino acids)
Cellular component (GO): peroxisomal membrane
Molecular function (GO): coenzyme A transmembrane transporter activity; NAD transmembrane transporter activity; FMN transmembrane transporter activity
Source: RefSeq, a predicted model, not a curated record